Messenger RNA from Penaeus chinensis, 9137 nucleotides. Its product is annotated as centrosomal protein of 135 kDa-like. Bases 273 to 5321 code for a protein of 1682 amino acids. NCBI's taxonomy places the organism in Eukaryota, Metazoa, Arthropoda, Malacostraca, Decapoda, Penaeidae. The record is from RefSeq and is a predicted model, not a curated record. The transcript has 28 exons.
UUUAUUUAUUUAUUUUGAAUAAAACUUUAAUACUUUCAUGAUUAUAUAUAUGUCAAUAUUCAAUCGUCGGAGAUGGAAUGUGAUUUUAAAAUUAAUAUUGUUAUUGUCAAUAAAUUUACAAACAAAAUGCGGUAAGAUGUCGGUCAAUUUAGCAUCAGCUGUGACACUUCCGCAAAUGUAUACAAAUAAACAAACUUUUGAAACCUGAACUGCGGAAUCUUUAGGUUUUGAUUAUCAAAUGUACACUUCCAAGAGUCUGGGACUUGGCAAAGAUGGCUGGUGGAAGUGAUGUCUUACAAGAAGUCCGCAUAACCCUAGAUGACUUAGGAUACCGCGAACCACUUCCACCCCAUGGGCUUCCACUUGUACACCAUCUUCUUGACGAUCUUGUAUCUGCGACAGCUGAGCUGAAGGAUGCCAGAGAAAAACUCAAUCAGUGCAGAAAGACAUGUGAGGAGGUGUCAGCCAGCGUGGCUCCAUACCGGGAGGAGAACGGGAGGCUCCUGACCCAGCUCAACGCCUUGCACAUGGAGAACAUUGCACUCAGGGAACAUAACGAGAAGCACAGCAAAGAGCUGCAGAAUGCCCUGCAGAAGCUAGAGAAGGAGAACCGUGAUCUGCGGUUCUUGGCCGGGGAGUACCAGAGGCAGAUCGAGGUCCUGGAGGCCGAGUCAAGGAGGAAGAGCGACAGGAUCCUUCAGCUGCAGGAGAAGAACCUCCAGGCUGUCAUCAGUACCCCAGGUGGUCGCAGAAAGCCUGUACCUUUUCAGCGUCAGCGCCUUGAAAUCACAUCUCAUCUUCCAGAGAACAACAUGUCUUCCUGUAACAAGUGUUCAAAGUGCGGGUGUGCUGCUGGUGCAGGUCGUCAGCAGAACAACAAUGAUGCCUACCUUGCUGAUCUUUUGCGCAUGACAGACCAAAAGCUCCUUGACCUACAGCAAGAAGCAGAACGCAGUCAGCGACAGGCUAAGGAGUAUGAAAACCAAUGCUCCACUCUCAGGAAACAAGUUGCAUCCAGAGAAUCAGAGAUCGCAAGGCUCCAGGGUUUGUUGGAGGGAGGACGGACAGUAGCAGCUGUGCUUGAGGACAACCGCAUCCAUGCUGCUCAUGAGCACCUCCACCAGCUACAGCUUCACAAUGAUCUCCUUACCAAGACGAACAUACAACUGGAGAAUAAGCUGAAAAAUAUUCUUGGAGAUACGCAUGAAGCCAUGAACCGAGCUGUAGAAUUGGCUGACGAGAACACAGACCUCACCAAGGAACUCCAUGAUGUUGAGAAGACCAAUCGCCUCUUGGAGGAAGACGUUCUCAACACGGCAGAAACACUCACACAAAAGCUGCAACGCACAAAGUCUAAACUUAUGAACUGUGAAUCAGACCUUGCCGAGCAACACCGUCUGUUCCACAUCAUGAGGGAUGAACGUGACAGGCUCUACAAGGAGCUGAUUCAUGUGCGUCAUGACCACUCACGCCUCACUCAUGAUCACACACGCUUAGUGACAGAACGGGUACCAAUGUUAGAUGAAAACAGGCGUAUGGAGGACCUCUUGCGAAAAGGACAGGAGGAGAAAAAGACACUGGUGGAUAAGAUAAAUCAUCUAACAGUGUCCUUACAAGAAGCUGAAACUGAAAAGCUUCGCCUGACAGACGAAGGAGAGACCCUUCGUAAGAAGAUUGCAGAGUUGACAGAGGAGAAGGACACUGCAGAGCAAGGGAAGUCCUUCUACACCAGUGAGACGAUGAAACUGCAGGGCCAGAACAAGGAGAUGGAGCAAGAGAGGGACUAUUACAAGGAAGAAAUGCAGAAACUCCAGACUAAACAUAUGCAGCUGGAACAAGAGCUUGACUUCUUUAAGGACCAGUCUGGGGAGCUAUCGAGAACAAAGCAAGCUUUGGAACAAUCUCGAGAGUACAUGACAGAUGACAUGUCUAAACUACAAGCUCAGCUUAAGCAGCUGCAGCUAGAGAGGAAUUACUUCAGUGAACAGCUCAAUGUGAAUCAAGAUGAGAAGAGACAGGCUGAGAGGGAACGAGAGUACUAUAGUGAACAAGUUCUUCAGCUACUAGACAUCCUUAAAUCAAAGCCAACAUCAACACCCUCAUCACCAAUGCAGAUUGGAAGAAAAUCAAAGCCUGUGUCUCCAGAAAAUGAGCUUGCACGAAUAUGUCAUGAAAGAGACGUCUUGAAACAAGAGAGGGAUUUCUACAAGAUGCACUACCAGUCAAUGAGGAAUCAACAGCAAGCGCCAUUGUCUGGCAGAUCAGGCAGCUCUCCUGUAUCUGGGCCCUCUGGAAUUCCUGUAUCAGCAGGUUCUGUUCCAACAGGGAUACCAGGGGCAAUGCCAUUGGGUCCUCCAGGGAUUGCCCCUCCAUCAGCAGGUCUCAUAGGCAGUCCUGCCUCUGGAUCACCUCCACCCAGACCUCAGUCUGUACCAGGAGCAGCGGAUGUAGAGGCAGUUAGACGAGAACGAGAUUUUUACAAACAGCAGAUGGAAUACUUCCGCCAGCAGUACAAUGCACAGAUGUCCCGCAUGCCCUCUGCAGCAGGAGUUCCAUCAGAUGGCCGGCCACCAAUGGCCAGGGGAUCUGCGGAAACUUCCCCUCCUGUGGAUGCCGACUCAGCAGCUGUUAGGAAUGAGAUGGCAAUCUACCAGCAAGAAAGAGAUUUCUUCAAGCAGCAGUAUGAAAAUUUAAAGGCUAGUCUGGCUCAGCCAAUCCCUCAGGGAGAUGGUACUAAAGAAAUAGAUGUCAGUAAUGUUAUACGAGAGCGAGACAUCCUACAACAGGAACGAGAUUUCUUUAAAAACCACUACAAUGAAAUCUCUCGCAGGAUGGCUCAGGCGGCCAUAACAACACCUUCUGUGCCUCAGUCCAUUAAACAAGAAAUAGAAUCAUUAAUGGCAGAGAAACGAGGGGUUGUAAUAGCCAAGGCGGACUUGGAGGCGAAGGUAAGAAAUCUUACUGAAAAGCUGAGAGAAGUUGAACAGGAAAAGAAUGAAAUUGACAACCACACAAGGGAGCUUCAUGCAGCCAUUGAAAAACUCCAAGAUGCUGCCACCCAGAGGUAUCCCCCAUCCACGCAAGCCUUCAUCUCAGAGAUAAGAAAGGCUCGAGAUGCAGCUUUGACAGACCUUGAUAAGGUGAAGAAGGAGCGGGAACUGCUCAGGGAAAAAUUGAGGAGCGCCACCACCAGCCAGAUGCGAGAGAAGGCCACCUUGGAGGAGGAGGCGUCCAACCUCCGGCACCAGACGGAGGAGGGAGGCCGGGUCGCAACGGAAUUGCAUCAGCGCCUGCAGUCCCAGGGCUCGCUCAUAGCAUCGCUGCAGGAUCAAGUGCAAGCCCUACAGGAUGCCCUCCAGCAGGCUAAUAAUGAAUUGGGUCUGCAGGGCAAACAGUCUGAUGAUAUGAAAAAACUCUUGGAAAGGAAGGUAGGCGAGAUCGGGAACACAGAGCACCAGCUGGAGUUCCGCCUGAGCCAGCUAUCGGCAGCCGAGAACCGGGUGUCGGACUUGGAGACUGAGCUGGACAGGGUGACCAAGGAACUGGCGUUGGCGAGGGCAGACGGGGCAGCCCUGCGGGGGAAUGUCAGCCGUUUGGACCACGACAAAGAUCUCCUGACUACAGAGUUAGACACAAAGACCGAGCAAGUUCUACACCUGCGAGAGGAACUACGGAAGAAGGAGGCCACGAUAGCUCAAAUGGAGGGGAAUAUAACGAAGCUGGAGGGCAAGCUUGACGCGGCCAUGUCUGCAGUGGCGGCGGAGGAGCGGAAAUUCGAGAGCGAGGAGCGGCGGUGCGGGCGGCUCGAGCAGGACCUCGCCACGGUCACGCUGCAGAGGGACGGCGCCAACCAGGAGAUCAUUCGCUUGCAGAAGGAGAUCGCAGGCCUCACCCAGAGCUACAAGAGCCUACGCGAGGAGCUCGAGAAGUGCCAAAUAUCGAAGGAUAACUUUAAGAAGAAGGCGCAGGAAUAUUGCAGGACGCUGGAAGAGCUGACGCAUAUACUGUCCUCGAAGGACUCAGAACAGUCCAGCCUCAAGAAGCAGUACCUCAACCUCAACGAAGCAGUCUCAUCCCUCAAGUCCCUGAACCAGUCCCUCGAGGAGAACAUCAAUUCGCGCGAGAAGGAGAUGACGAAGAUGGAGGCAAUGAUGGCCAAGUUCAAGGAAGAGAGGGAGGAGAUUAUUAGUCAGAUGAUGGAGGCAAGCCAGAAGUGCGACCAACUUGAAGAAGCCUGUAAGAAACUUGAAGAGGAUAAAUACAACAUCGAGAAGGACCUCAUCAACACGCGUGACCUGGCGCAGAAACUGGACAUGAAGAGAGGCCAGGCCGAGGGGGAGGUGGCCAGACUUUCCACUAGUCUGGAGAAGGUGAUGUCACAGAAGCGUUCCUUGGAGCAGAGACUAGAGGGUAUCAGCAGCCAGUUGAACAGUGAACGGACCACAGUGAGGUCGAUGGAAGAAGUCCUCAAUGACAAGCGCAGGUCCGAGUGGUCUCUUGAGGCCAAUAACAAGCAACUGGAGGUGGAAAAAGGCCAGCUACAGAGAAGGAUAUCAGAACUGCAAGCUCAACUGGAGGAUGAAAUGUCAGAGGGGAAGAGAUUUAGAAUGAGAACCACGCAGCUGGAAAGUGACCUGGAGAGACUUAGACGGGACCUGACGGAUGAAAGGUUUGAGAGAGAAAAGGCUUCACAGGAACUGCGACGGGUACAGAGAUUCCAAAACAUUAACCGUGCAUUAGAUGCCCUUGGAACAACACCUUCCCCCCCUGGGACUAAAGAGGGCUCACGACCCCCAGUCAAGGUGUUGCCUCCUGACCCCCACCCUACUCCAGUCUCCUCAUCAUUACCCAGUAGAGCCGACUCCCCACCGGCAGCAGAGUCACAAGGGGCGGCCCACUUAGAGCGGCGCCGUAGUUUUAGUAAAGCACAUGCAUCUCACCUCCACAGUUCCUCCUCAGACACAGGACUUGAGAGGAGCCAGGCUGUCUCCAGCAGCUCUGACUCCCACAAGGAGCCCUGGAGACUGGCAUUCGGGAGCACCUCUUCCCAGCUGUCCCGCCGAGCAACUAGCCAGGAGUCCAUCCACCCGUCUCCCAUUACGUACAGACGGGCAACAGAGGAUAGCCCCCUCACUAGAGUAGGAUCUACAGGGAGGCUAGCGACCUCCUCAAUCUCCUCACAAGCAGGAGCAACCCUCACAACCUCACGUGACAGAGAUCUGGAUAGUAGAGAAAGCAUUCCCAGUGUGAGACCCAAAGACCCCAGCUCAAGGUUGAGCAAGCAGGCUACCAGUGGUGGAGAGUCAGAUAGCUGGGGCUGAUAGGAAAAGUAACUUGUGCUUCUUGGUAGUUUUUUUUUAUCUUCUUUUAUUUGUAUGUUUUUGUUUUAAUGAUCACCUGCAUACCUUAUUUUGUAGUAUAAGUUGGAGCUUUUGCACAAGUAUGAUUAGUUGUAAGCAAAAUUUGUAAAGAUAAACCAAGUGGGAUUAUACUCCUAUAUUUGUAGCAGUUGUCAACCCCAGUAGCUUUAUAGAAGAGCUGACUUCCAUUAUAACUUAAGUAUAUUACCUGAUUUUUUUUUUUUUUUUAUAUUUCAGGUUAGAAACAGAACUGUGAUAAGAUAAAUUUUAUUUGUAAAUCCAAUUUCUGAUGUCAGAUUUAUUCACCUUCAUAAGAAUCUCCCACUUUAAUUCUGCCUUCAAUUUUGUAAGGCCAUAAUUAUAUAGGGUAUUAUUCAAAAAAUUGAAAAAGCGGAAAUAUAUGAAUAACAGGCAAUAGAAAAUAAAAGAAACGAUGAGUUAAAUACUAACAUCUUUCACAUAUAUUCUUCUUAGUUUUUCUAUGCUUUGAAAUAUCUUACAACACCAGUAAUCUCAAGUUUAACUCCAUUAGACCUUUUGUGUCUUAGGAACCUAAACCUCCUUUCAGGACUAUUCUGUUAUUGUAUUUUUGAAUACACAUACACAUUCCCAGUCAAACCUAUAGAAUAUUGAAGAGGCAAUCUCUAGGUAUGUGUUAUAGACAAUGGAAAGGAUUAACAAGAAUUCAAGAUCUUCAGUAAUGCUCUCUAUGAUUAGCUUGCAUGGGUGUUUUAUUAUCUCAUUUUACAGAAGAGUAGUAAAACAUACAGGGAAAUGAGUCCUAUACUUGAUGUUUAUUCCCACUGUUGGAAAGGAAUCUCAUUUGGGCAUUCUCAUGAUUUGAGAUUAAAUAUUUUCAGUUUUCCUUUUCAAGUUGUCAUUGAUGUUUUCACUAGCUAAAUAUAAUGGUAUGAAAACAGCAUGCAAGUAAAGGUUUGUAUGGCAUUUAUAAUUAGGUGUGUGUUGUACCUAUAAGAUUUUGAUGAAUUCAGGUUAUGCUAUUUCGUACUCUUCAAACAACAAAACACACUUAAAGAAUACGGAAGUACAUUAAGUUAGACUUCUGUUAUAAGCAUGUUUUAACAGCCACUUUCUUGUUUCUUUCUAGGUGCGCACAUUUCUCAUUUAAGGUAAUGGCAACUGUUAAGGUGCAGGGAAAUGUUGACACCCCAAUCUACAGAUUAGGAAUAGCAUCACUCAACUAUUGUAAUGUUAAAUAUUUGUUUGUAUAUGGAGAGCUUUAUAUUCCACAAUAAUACGGAAAGAUAUUUGUAAGGAAAGAGAAAUGUUUUGUUAGGAUAUAUAGGUGAAUGAUAUUGUGUAUUUAAACAGGGUAACCUAUGGGAGCCGAAGUUGGACUUUGCAGCAUAAGACUUUUUAGAUAUGACUGGUCUCCUUGCUACCAUUUUUUUUUUUUUUUUUUAAUUAUUUUUUUUUUUUUACACGAGUGACCAAUACACUCAUGAUAUUAUCAGAUAGGAAGAUGUGUUGAUUCCAGGCAAAGUAUGGUUAAAUGGAUAUAUUUUUGACAAGGUAUAAAAUGACAGAAGAGAAACCAUUUCAGAGCAUAUGUAUUCUAUAUUUUCACUGUAAACCUUCCUCUGUUAUGUGGAAGAAGACUUACUGGCAGAAUGUCUAAUAUAUUUUCUCUGUAAGAAUGUUCUCAUUUUAUCUGGAUUGUGAGAAUGAGGUUUAAAUGAGUACUGAAUAUCACAUGGGAAAGACAAAUGGAAAGUAUUCAAUAAGUUUUGGAAUUAGUUUAGCAUUAGUUUGCAGGAAAGAUAAGCUUCAAUAGUGAGAAGUUAGAAGGAACACAUUCAGAAGAAUAUAUUAAAAAGAAAUUGUUGUAGAUUCCAAUUAUAUUUUUCACAGAAAGAUUUUGCUCUUACAUUCUUAUGUUAUUUUCUUUCUUCCUUUUGUUGGUAAUUGUUUGACUUCAUGAAAUUGGUUAUGUAUUGGAGAAUCACCAAUAAUCCUUUUUAUGAAGAGUUUUACAGGCUGUGAGAUGCUAGAAUCACUGAUGCUGAUUAGCACUUGACUGUAUGGAUUAACCUGCUUCUUAGUAUGUGUAUAUAAGAAAACAUCCUUUAAAUUGCUAAUUGACAGGUUGAUAUACACUUCUGUAAUCGCAGUCUUCUGUGUCAGUCUAUCUUGGUUAUAGAGGAAUAUAAUCAAAUCAUAGUCUGAGGGUCAGUUGUUCCAUGCUUGUUACUUUUGUCAUAGUUAGGAGUUUACUUUGGAACUGUUUUUUUCUUUGUAUGGUACAACUUGCCAUGGAUUAAUUAUAUUAAAACCGUAUGAGGAGCAAUGGUUGAUCGCCUGGGUUGUAAAUACGUUCAUAUAUUUUUGUUUUCAAAAUUCAGAUCAGGAAGUGGUCCUUGUUGAAUUUCACUUACCAUUCUGUAUGUAUUUAAUUUCAUUUCAUUAUAAAAAAAAAUUCUUUCCCAAAAUGAUUUGAGCAUUUCCAAACACAGUGAGUGUAAAAUAGCUAUAUUUAUGUGCAGUCCAUAUCCAUAAAUGUACAGACACAUUUUAUAUAUAUAUAUAUAUAUAUAUAUAUAUAUAUAUAUAUAUAUAUAUAUAUAUAUAUAUAUAAAAAUAUAUAUGGGAACAGAAAACAGUAGAUACUGAUGAAAGAUUAAAUGGCUGUCAAGAAUGUACUUUCCCAUCCCCAGACAUCCUAAUGGCAUUCCUUAAGGUGGUAUCUUCAUUUCUUUCACUUCAGUUUAUGCUCUUUAACAUUAACUUAUAAAAAAAAAAAAAAAAAAGAGUGAUUACUGAAUAACAGUCCUUUAACCCUAUCACCGUGGAUGGCAAGAAUACAUGCCAUGCCCACUGUAAUAUAAGUUUAUUUAUUGUAUUUACAUAUAGAUGGCUCUACAAGUGCUUAAUCACCAAGGAAUCAGUUUUUAGUCUCGCCUGUUUACCCUUUUCCCUGACUUUUGGAAAGGGUCUUUUGUAUUAUUUCAUUGUCUUAAAUGUUACCACGAUUUUAAUAAGAAAUAAGCAUAACAUCAAUAACAAUGAUAACAGUAUUGAUAUCAGUUGUAAAAAGUUGGAAAAAUGCAUUUUCCCGCCAAUUCAAGGAAUGGGGAAAUCAGGAUCGGUAACUAGGGCAUACUGAUAGACUCCUUGCCGGCUGAGCACAUGUGGAGCCAUCUGUAUGUAACAAAAUUCACAAAAAAAUACUGGGGACAGAACAAUGUGUGAUGGUUGGGUUAAGAUGGUAUAUUAUAAAGUCAUACAAAUACAUGCUUUAUAUAACAAAAUGAAUCCUGAUAGUCAUUGUCAUGGGAUGCAUAGUCACUGGGUACAUUUAUUAUUGCAAACCGUCUGUAUAAUAUAUCAAAAGUUACAGAAGAUAUAUAUAAAAGAGCAUUAAGACUGUUUAAGACUGUUUAAGUCUGUAUAUAUAAUUUAUAAUAAUAUAUACAUAGGUCAUUUUUUUUUUACAUACAAAUUUAAUCACAAGGGCCAUAUGCCUUGAUUAAGAAAGAAAGAAAAAAAUAAGUAUCAUGUGAUGAGUUGUUGGUUUUAGGUCCUGUUAUAUAGAUAUUCCCCUCCAUGAAAAUGAAACAUUGUUAUACAUCAUUGUUUGCAGCACAGUAGUAUGUUACUAACAGUUUUUUAAUUCAGUUAUUUAUCAGUGUUUAAUUUCAUUCAUGAGUCAUAAGUUACAGAUAAAUUAGAAAUAUUGAUGUUUAUGAAGUUGAAAAGGCAUUAGGUUGUAAUAGUGUGACAAAGAAAUUAAAAAAGAGACAGAGGCAGUUUUAUUGG